Molecule: messenger RNA, 490 nt
Organism: Prorocentrum cordatum
Lineage: Eukaryota; Dinophyceae; Prorocentrales; Prorocentraceae
Source: the annotation of a GenBank genome assembly
GCCAAGCGCCUUCGCGAGGAGCACGCUCAGAAGCAACUGGUCAUCGACGAGCUGGUUGCCGAGCUGACGGUGCUCUCGGACUCCCUGGCCGAGGCAGAUGACGAAGUCGCGCGGCUGGGGGUGGAGGUCCAGCGCUUGGGCGCCGACCGAGCCCCUCCGCACACAACUGGCAAGUUCACGCUCCAUGAGCUGCUGCCGAAGUUCAAUGUCAACGUCCAGCAGCUUGGCGAGUUGGCCGUGGAGCUCGGCUUGGGCCCCAGCCUUCAGGCGGAGCUGGAGAUGUCGGCCGACGUCUCCGGGAUGCUCCAAGAGCCCCAGGCGAAGCUGCCGGCGGCCCAGGUGCCGGUCCUCGCUGAGGAAGCCGCCAGGAACGACAUGGAUAUCGACAUCGACCUCAUGAAGUCCGCCGAGCUGCGGGAUGCGUUGGAGGCGGCAGGACUCACGCAGCCUGACGAGGCCACCGACGCAGACAUGCGGGUGGCGUUGAAGC